This is a messenger RNA of Enterobius vermicularis (human pinworm), 423 nucleotides long. Lineage: Eukaryota; Metazoa; Nematoda; Chromadorea; Rhabditida; Oxyuridae. The record is from the annotation of a GenBank genome assembly.
AUGAAACAGUUGGAACUUCGUCUGUCUACUCUAUCACCCACCACAGCAAAUUCUUCAACUUCGCAAUCCUUUGUUUCUUCCACCAAGCCUCUCAUUCGCAAUCAACGCCAAGACCCCUUUCCCAUGCCCGAACUUCCAUUAAUCAAAUUCAGUGGCGACCCCAAAGAAUGGCCUUCCUCUUGGGAUUGGUUCCAAGAUGCCGUUGACGCAAAACCGAAGCCCGACUGGCAGAAACUCACAUAUUUAAAAAGUUGCCUUACAGGUACUGCUCAUCAAACCAUAUCCGCAUUUGCACUUGCAAACAAAGACUAUCACCUUGUUGUUCAAGCACUAAAAGACAAGUAUGGUAGUCCUACUGUUAUUGUUUCUUCGCUGUAUGAUGAGCUCGAAUGUUUGCCGAAUGUCAACGAGCAAAAUUUUUGA